Messenger RNA from Ailuropoda melanoleuca (giant panda), 5187 nucleotides. RefSeq names its product potassium voltage-gated channel modifier subfamily G member 1 (gene KCNG1). Gene Ontology annotation, cellular component: voltage-gated potassium channel complex; membrane. Gene Ontology annotation, biological process: potassium ion transmembrane transport; action potential; protein homooligomerization. NCBI's taxonomy places the organism in Eukaryota, Metazoa, Chordata, Mammalia, Carnivora, Ursidae. The annotation marks the transcript as partial. Gene Ontology annotation, molecular function: protein binding; delayed rectifier potassium channel activity. The transcript has 2 exons. The record is from RefSeq and is a predicted model, not a curated record.
UUACCGGGAGACAACUCUGAUUACGACUAUAGCGCCCUGAGCUGCGCCUCGGACGCCUCCUUCCACCCGGCGUUCUUCCCGCAGGGCCAGUCCCUGAAGGGCGUCUUCUACCGCCGGGCGCAGCGGCUGCGGCCCCGGCCCCAGGACGCACCGCGCCUGGCCGGCCAGCCCGAGGACCGGCGGCGGCAGAUCAUCAUCAACGUGGGCGGCAUCAAGUACUCGCUGCCCUGGACCACGCUCGAGGAGUUCCCGCUCACGCGCCUGGGCCAGCUCAAGGCCUGCACCAACUUCGACGACAUCCUCAACGUGUGCGAUGACUACGAUGUGACCUGCAACGAGUUCUUCUUCGACCGCCACCCGGGAGCCUUCGGCACCAUCCUGACCUUCCUGCGGGCCGGCAAGCUGCGCCUGCUGCGGGAGAUGUGCGCCCUGUCCUUCCAGGAGGAGCUGCUGUACUGGGGCAUCGCCGAGGACCGCCUGGACGGCUGCUGCAAGCGCCGCUACCUGCAGAAGAUCGAGGAGUUCGCCGACGUGGUGGAGCGGGACGACGACGACGACGAGCCGCUGUCCAGCGACGACCCCGGCAGCGAGGGCCCGGCCGAGGGCGAGGGCCGCCUGGGACGCUGCAUGCGGAGACUGCGCGACAUGGUGGAGAGGCCGCACUCGGGGCUGCCCGGCAAGGUGUUCGCCUGCCUCUCGGUGCUCUUCGUCACCGUCACGGCCAUCAACCUGUCCAUCAGCACCCUGCCCAGCCUGCGCGAGGAGGAGGAGCAGGGCCAGUGCUCGCAGAUGUGCCACAACGUCUUCAUCGUGGAGUCGGUGUGCGUGGGCUGGUUCUCCCUCGAGUUCCUCCUGCGGCUCAUCCAGGCGCCCAGCAAGUUCGCCUUCCUGCGGAGCCCGCUGACGCUCAUCGACUUGGUGGCCAUCCUGCCUUACUACAUCACGCUGCUGGUGGACGGCGCGGCCGCGGGCCGCCGAAAGUCGGGCGCGGGCAACAGCUACCUGGACAAGGUGGGGCUGGUGCUGCGGGUCCUGCGGGCGCUGCGCAUCCUGUACGUCAUGCGGCUGGCCCGCCACUCCCUGGGGCUGCAGACGCUGGGGCUCACCGCCCGCCGCUGCACACGCGAGUUCGGGCUCCUGCUGCUUUUCCUCUGCGUGGCCAUCGCCCUCUUUGCCCCCCUCCUCUACGUCAUCGAGAACGAGAUGGCCGACAGCCCCGAGUUCACCAGCAUCCCCGCCUGCUACUGGUGGGCCGUCAUCACCAUGACGACUGUGGGCUACGGAGACAUGGUACCCAGGAGCACGCCCGGCCAGGUCGUGGCCCUCAGCAGCAUCCUCAGCGGCAUCCUCCUCAUGGCCUUCCCGGUGACCUCCAUCUUCCACACCUUCUCCCGCUCCUACCUGGAGCUCAAGCAGGAGCAGGAGAGGGUGAUGUUCCGGAGGACCCAGUUCCUCAUCAAGACCAAGUCGCAGCUGAGCACCAUGUCCCACGACAGCGACAUCUUGUUUGGAAGUGCCUCCUCGGACACCAGAGACAACAACUGAGCCCAGAGGACGUACCCCGUCGCCAGUGCCACCGCCACCGCCAGGACACCCCCAGCUCUGCCUGCCCUUGCGGCUUGAAGCUAUUGCCAUCACGACACGGAGCCUUCGAAGGCACAUGCUGCCCUGGGCGAGGCCCUGGCAUAGGACCCACUCGAACCACACCCCAAGAAGGACGCCUGCAACAUCCGCAGAGGGGUCCCUACCCCUCCGCCUCCACAAGUGAAGCAGCGGCUGGUCAAGAGCCCAGCACACAACAGUGACAGGCCCCCCGCCCGCCCCCGGCCCCGUGUCUGUUUCCCCCGAUAGGAAGAUGGUUUUGUUCUUUCCGCCAUGUAAAUAACAAGCCCAGCAAAGACUUGCUUUACGGGUCUGGCCGGAGAAAAAGGACAGAUGACAGCACUGUGUUUCAUGUGGAUCACGCGCAAUUAAAGAAAACCGAUGAAAAAGAGAGAAAAUGCCUUCUGUGGGGCUCUGAAGAGAGGAAGCUGUUCGCCAGCAGAGCCAGCCAGUGUGGGUACUGGGAGGACAACGGCCUGCUUCCUGGGGUCAUUCAGGCCUGGUCGGGCCCAGUGGGGUAAGAGAACAGGAAGAGAACAAGACACCUUUGGGGAAAUUGUCAGUAAAUUCUGCAUUCCUUUUCUGUUUUUCUUUGAUUCCUACCAUCUCCUGGCCCCUCUUCCUCCCUUUUCCCUUCUCUUCCAUCCUCUGUUUUCUUCUUUUAGGGUUCUCAAACUUUUCCCCCAAGGCACCCCAAUGGUUAAGUGGACACCAAGGGGCCCGUCCACACUGCCAACUACAAAGGUGAUAUCGCUUCAUUUUAUCUUUUAAAAAUACUGUGGAUUUUCUUCUCUACUCCACAUUCAUUUUAACUUUCUUUUUAAAAAAUGCUUUAAAUCACUUACCUGAAUCUAAAUCUAAAUCUAGAGUGGGAUUGAUGCUUUGGGAAGGUGGGCCAGGGUCCCCUGGGCAGUCUGGAGGCACUGUCUUGGGCCCCCUAAGGCCUCCCUGUGCCCUCCAAUGGCCUCCCGAGCACCCACCCGGCUGGGCACUGCUCCUGAUGGACAUUAGAGAGGGACCCCCCCACCAGCCAACAGAUUUACUCAGCCUGAGGGCAUCAGAGCCCCUUGUGCUAGGACAGGGAGGGGGCUUCACCCCCAGGGCACAGCCACAGCCUGGCUUCACCCUCCCAGGUAUGGCAACAUGGCUUUCUUCAUCCCAUACCCACUGCUGCCUCGGCCGUGGCCCCUCCCCGGGCACGCUCUGACACAAAUCUGACCACCUCACUGUCCUGAGUCCACCAGGGGCCGUCCAUUAUAUUGAGAAUAAAACCCAAAUGCCCUGAGUGUCCCGGGCUCUGUCCUCCUGUCCAGCUUCAUCCCCCGCCUCUGUCUGCUUUGCUCACUCCACCCAGCCACAGGGCCCUCCGUCUCUGCUGACAUACCCAGCCCCUUCCCAUCUCGGGCCUUCGCAUCUGCAGACCCCUCUCCCAGGAAUGCCCUUCCCGAAGAACCCUCCACGGCUGCCCCUUCCCUCACUUCCCUGACCAUGUCUCUGAAGAAUGCACACCAGCAGCUCCUCCUAACUCCCUCCUGCGGUCCUUGAUCUUCCCGCCUGUCAACCUUCCAAGUUGCCCCACGUAUUCCCUGCCUCUCGGUCGCCGUCUGUCUCCUGCACAAGGAGCUCCGUGCUGCUCUCGCGCUGUGAGUCCCUACAGGGCAGCGCCGCUCACUGCUGACUCCCAGCACCUAGCCCAGGGCCUGGCACAGAGCAGGAGCUCCUGAAACGUCUGGGGAGUGAAUGAAUGAAGGGAAACGGGAAAGGCGGCCAGAAAGCAGAAGAACCUUCGAGCAUGUCUUAUCUAUCUUGGGUGGGGAGGCAUGGCGAUCUCAGCACGGUGUACAUGCAGUGAGGCAGAGGGGAAAUGUCAUUUGAGUCACGAGGGCCUUGUUAAAGGCUCCCCUGACGCCUGCUUCCCGUGACUCACGCCUGAAAAGUAAGUUUUCCGACUAAUUAGCUCUACCUUCCCCAGCCUGGUGGGUGUCAUAGCAAUCGGGCACUGCCGUCAUGGUAAUAAUACCUUAGAUUUAUGGAAUGACCUUUUUUCCCUCUCCAAAGGGGCUGUGAGAGACAGGAGACGAUUGAAAAUGCUACACAGACAGAAACGUGACACAGAGCGGUACACAAUGGAGCCCUUUAAAACUCAGUGGAGUGGAAAGCAAAUACCAUUUGGGGUGGAGGAGCCCCAAAUAGGACAGCACUGGUGGGGGAGCUGUGCCCCCCCCAACACAGAGGACAGAGUCUAGGGUUGUGCCGAGGAGGAGCUGGGGUCACGGGAGGGUUGAGAAUUCUGCAUCUUCUCGCACAGGGUCCACGAUAGAGACCCAGACUUAGGCACCUCUACAGACCUCCCCUGAGGGACAGAGGGGCUCCAGACACUGACCUACACACCCAGAGGGCGGCUUAGGGUCUUUGGCCCUAAUUAAGAAUUGGGAGCCUUGGAACUCCUCACCAGCUGCAUCUAGGGCAAAAGUGACCACCUUUACGAUUAGGGCUUUUCUGCUUUUUUCUGGCAAUGUGGAAUCUGAUGCAGAAAGCCCAGCUAUAAAUCACACGGAAAAACAACUCUUCUCAUGGAAGCGUGGGGGCAAAAUCCUGGCCCCUGCCCUAAUGGGGCUUCCCUUUUGACGCUGGUACAGGCAACUGACCCCAUACAGCUGGGAAGACAGUGUGGGAAAGUCACUGCUCUAGGAGAAACAGCAAAGCAAGCCUUUAGCCACUGGCACCCACAGCUGCUGGGUCAGGAGCACCCAUCCCACUGAGGGGGCUGAGGACAGGUACCAAGACCACCUCCCUCCACAGAACCAGAGCCCACACAGUGGGCCAGGUGAACUGAAGACAGUAACUUCUGAUGUUGGUAAGCACAGAGUGACCUGGCAAGGAGUGACUGGGACCAGAGAGAGGUGGAGAGCAGCCACUUAAGAGGGUCCGGGAAGGGGGCACCUGGCUGGCUCAGGGGAGCACGUGACUCUCGAUCUCAGGAUCGUGAGUUCGAGUCCCACAUUGGGUGUAGAAAUUACUUAAAUAAAUAAACUGAAAAAUUAAAAAAAAAAAAAAAAGAGGGUCAGGGAAGGACUCCCUGAGGAAGCAGCAUUUAAAAGGAGACCUGAAGGAGAGGAUAGACAGCAAUCCAAGCAGAGGGGACAGCAAUCGCAAGCAGAGGGGACAGCCAGUGCAAAGGCCAAGAGGUGGGGAAGAUGGAGACAUUCUCCAGUUGUCAAGGGAGCACAUGGGCAUGGAAACUCGUCCCUGCUGGGCACAUCCUUCCUCCCAGGGAGAAAACUCCGAUCUGCAGAGUAGAUGCCCUGAAGAAACAUUUCCAGAAACUUCCUCUGAAACAGGCCUUACCACAGCAGCUGGGGGCAAAACAAAACAGAACCGGACUCAGUGCCUGCCCCGAGGUGCGGAUAAUCUGGUGGAGAAAAAGACACGUGAGUAAGAUAUUUCCAAACGUAUGGAAUGACGGGCAUGCAGACAUGGGGCUCUAGGAGCGUGGAGAAAGACAUCAAAGAAAGUAUGGUUUUCACUCAGAUUUCCAUUUGCUAAAAUGGCUUCACGUAUGUUUUCCCUCAGAAACCAAUAAAG